CUCUCUCUCUCUCUCUCUCUCUCUCUCUCUCUCUCUCUCUCUCUCUCUCUAACAACACACACACACACUGUGAGAGAAUGAACUGCCUCUAGUAUUAGUACACUAUGAUCCCUAAUCUCAACCAGUGAGUGGGCAGCCACUGCUUCUUAACUACACUCCUUCCUGCAAGAAAAUAAGCCUUACUUACCUUUACUGUAAACUCCAACAGCUAUCUUUCUUCCUGGUGAAAAGGCUUUGUUACUUUUCCUACACAUGACAUAAUAAGGCAUUAGUUCAACUGUAGACUGCCUUUCUGUAGGGCAAUGUUAAGGUUAAAAAAAGCGUGUUAAUAAAAAUAUAACUGAUUUAUCAUACCUAAAAGCUUUAUCUGAUUUAUCAUACCUAUUUAAGAAAUCACAUUAACCCUAACAUUUACCUAGCACAAGUUACACAAACUAUAGCCUUAAUUAUUAGGGAAGUGACUUGUGAUGCACAAGUGUUUUGUUUUGUACUUUUGAUAACUAUAUCUACCCCAAAUAUGCAUUAUAAUCCCAAUAAGCCCAUUUAAGUUCUAAGGGGUGUGAAUACUAAUGCACGGCACUGUAUAAGUGCACCAGGAAAUAAGUAGUCAUGCAUUCCUUUGUGAAUAUGACAUAAUAGUGCCACAGUUCCACCUCUCUUCAUAUAAUGUAGUUUAUGUUUUGUAGUAUACUCUUUUAUUAGCUGUGUGUUUAAAAAAUAUGGACACUAAUGCCAAUAAAAUUAAAUAUGUCGUUUAAAGUUUAAAUAAAAUAAAAUGUAAUUAAAUUUAAAUUAUGUAUAUAAUAAAUAUAACAUUUUUUAUAUAUGGUAUUGUUUACCCUACUGUGUUAUGAUAUUGUUUACUGAUUUGGGUGCUAUCAUAUUCAUUUCUGAGAAAGCAAAUUAUUUAUAGCCAAUUGUGUCCAGCUGUGACAAAUGCAAUCUAAUUUACAUCAGGUUAAACUGCAUUCAUUAAUGUUAGUGAUUUCUCUUUUACCUGUGAAAGAGUUUGUCCCUCUAAUUAACAUACCAGUGCAUUUGAUGCUUAAAUAUCUCUGCUCUAAUAUAACUUGGAGAAUUAGUUAGGAUGGAUCAAAAGAUCACCUACAACAGCAUUGUGUAAGAAAUAUGAAAUGACACUCACAGAUAAAUGGCAAUACUGUAACUUUCUGUUUUUCUUUUACAUCCAUCUGAAAUGUUUUGGAAUAACAACAACAACAAAAAAACAUGUAGAAAACGAAAUAAUUAACUGUCCAACAGCAGUUUGCAAUUCCGUUAAAUCUCUGAAUCCUCAGCAGCUCUGUAAAUACACACUAACACUCAUUUUGUCUUUUGUAUUUUCUUUAUAUUUUAUCUCUCCACAGCCCUGUCCAUUCUGUUACUGUAAGCUAAAUACCAGCGUUGCAGAAUGUAACAGUGUUGGAGAAUGAACAUAUCAGACUCUGCUAAAAAACACCGAACGCACAUCAAAAACUUUAUUUGGGUUCCUAAAUGUAUCAUGCCAUUCUGAAGAAAACUGAUUUUGUCUGAACUUAACAUGCCUCUAAUGAUCAAAGACAAAAUUUUUGCUUGUACCAGAUAAUUAUAAGAAUCAUUACAUCGAUGGUAAUGAGGUAAAGGUAGUUCUCCAUUCCUUUAUUCAUCUUCAGUAACUGUUUCAUCCUUGUUAGGGUCAUGGUGUAUCGGGAGAUGUAAUUUAAAGAUGGACAGAUUCAGAGCAAAAACUUCACAUCCCCACAUAUUGAUUUUCUUUUUUUAUUCUGUUUUUGUAUACACAUAAGGUCAUAGGUGGAAGAAUGAUUGCAGUGAUUUUUACAUCUGGUUAAGGGAUUCACCAUACAGUGACACCAGUAUAUUUCAGGGCACAAUGCAUGCGCACACACACACACACACACACACACACACACACACACACACACACACACACACACACACACACACACACAUCUACACACACAUCUACACACUCAUUCCCACCUACUAGUGUUGUUAUUUAGGGGGAAACCCCCAUGAACACUGAGAGCACACAAAUCAUCACACAGAGGAAUUAGGAAUUAUUGUACAUGCUUAUGCAUUGAACUAGACCACGACCGCUGUAACACACUCACUCACUCACUUACACUCUCUCUCUCUCUCUCUCUCUCUCUCUCUCUCUCUCUCUCACACUCUCUCUCUCCCUCUCUCUCUCUCUCUCAAUCUCAGACGAGCCAAAUGCGAUUUAAAAGCGUGCGCAGCCGCUGCACUCCGAGAUAAACAUACAAGGAAUUCAUGUUAUUCACAGAAUAACUUGUGGAUUUUACCCUUGAUCUUGGUCUCAUCAUGUUGAGAAAAAUUCAAAGGGAUAAAGGAAUGACAGCAUAGAUAGUAAAUCUUCUGAAAUAAUUUGUAGGGAAGGAAAACCAUCGUGUUUUCAGCUUUCAGAGUUAGUUGCUGUCUGUUUUUGUUUCCUCGUCGAUCAUUUUGCGCUCUUUUAAAAAAGUAGUUCAAUUUAGACUUCUGACAUUUUGCCCUGUUUGUGGUUUAGCUGUCUGCUUCUUUUUUUGGACUAACAAGAUCUUUACGCACAGGAGAGCAGUGAUGCUGGAGGAACCGACAAAAUGCAGCAUGUGUUGCUGCACUAUGCUGAACAAAAUACUGAUGGUUGGCUUCGUGAUAUCACUAAUGUUUGGUAUAUUGUUUGGAAAUUUGCUAACUUUGGCUGUGGUGCUCGGAACCAAACCUUUCCACACACCCCAGGGUUACCUGAAAGCCUCUUUAGCGGUGGCGGACUUGGCAGUGGGGAUUUUUGUGCUCCCUCUGUCCCUUUACGCAGAGCUUACACUCUUAUUGACGGGCGCAGCACCUGGCUGGACAGUGCGUAAUUCACAGCACACACCUUUCCACCCGUGCAGUUAUAUUGGCCCCGUGUUUGCAGGCUGCACUCUGGUUUCCAUCACUACAGUUUUCCUACUCACUAUUGAGCGCAGCAUUGCUGUCCUGAAACCUUUGCACAAAGAGGUCGUAAUAACAAGAAGACGAACGAGUAUGCUUAUCGUAUUUUCUUGGACAGGCAGUUUUUUCUUAGCACUAGCUCCUUUGAUUUUUAGCAAACAGAUCGCGUUGGAGUAUAACGCAUGCAGCAGAAUGUGCAACUACGCGUUAGAGGCUUAUGAGUUUCCUCCUCAGGCUUGGAAUAUUCUCUUACUUUUCCCAGCGUUUGAUUUUACUCUCCUCAUAGGGACUGUUGUUACAAACAUUAUAUCCUUCACUAAGAUCCGGCAUCAUUCAAGGAAAAGAAGGCGUCUGGCACAAGCGGGUUGCCAAAGUACAUCAGGACCAAGUUUCUCCGACAUUAAGGCAGCAAAAACAAUCGGCGCGCUCACGCUGGUCUUCACCGUCUCCUUCACUCCCGUGGCGGUGUUUGUAGUAGGAAACGUUACCGGAAACGAAUGGUGCAAUUUCUCGUUUUUUGCUUUUUGGACCUUGGCUGCAAGCAGUUGCUGGAACGUCAUUAUCUACAGCGUGAGGGACCAAAAGUUCAGACUCCGAGCGCGUCAGCUUCUCGUGUUGUCGAAAAGAAAACAUUCACCCUGAGACCUCGCUGUACAAUCAGAACCUUUAUUAUGGCCAUGUAAACAUUAACGCACACUUUGUGUCAUUUACUGCCUUCCACACAUUUCACAGCAAAGUGCUCCUGUGAAAAAGGAGGGGAAAAUGUUUAAUGAUGAUGCAACAUGCUACUGAGUGUAAUUGCUGUGAGAAUCCUGACUCAUCUGAUGGGUGAGUAUUUCAGUAGAGCUACUCAUGAAUCAUGACAUUCACAAUCCGACAAACACCAUCCAGGACAAUUUGUACAUAAACGCUUCUUUGGUAUGUUAUAUUAUGUUAUAUGAUGUUUAUGGGGAAAACAUCAAAUUCAGUACAAUCUCCUUUACUUGAUGAAUGUAAUAAUAUUCAGCUUUGUUCUUGUCUUGCUACACAAUACCAACAUUUUUAUAUUAUAUACAGUAAGUGUAUAUUCUUAUUACUAAUAUUGCCUUGUUUUGCUUUACCUAUAGUCCAAGCUAAAUUCGGAAUGGCACAGUUAGUCUACUGUGUUAUGCUUGAAAAAUAAUUAUAUUCUUCUUUCUUCUGCUAAUCACUAGAAAUGUCUGAUUUUACUUUUUUUUUUUUUACUUUCAUCUUAUAUUUACUAAUAUUGUCCUCGUAUAAGAUGCUUGUUCUAUACCAGUCCAGUUUUUAUACUUUCUUUAUAUAUUCAAACAAAAUUUUAACAAGGUUAUUUUUAGAUCCCAAGCAAUUUAAAUUGGAACUGCAUUGUUUUUGAUGUUUGAUUUUCUUUAUUGUAGUCCAUAAUAAACAUGGUGACUAAAGUUCUCUGAAUAUGCGGAUGUUUAGUUUCUCAGAGCAUAUACUGAUGAGGGCUUUUGGGGUUACUCAGAAUGAGUCCUUCUCCCCAAUACUUACCUUCGCCUGUAUGUUUACCUUAACAGUCAGAAUUUGGUAAAUGUUAUUUUGUAUUGAUGUAGGAUUUUUAGUUAGCUUUGCUUUGGCUCAUAGAAGCAAUGCAUAGCUCCGUAAACUGUACUGUGUGCUUGCAGUGCUUAACCACAAAGCCUGUACCAGAGGUGUAAAACCACCUGUUAAAUCAUCUAACACAAGCCUGUUUCUGAGUGGGAUUAAAAUUUUAUAUUCUAUUCCACACUUAUGAAUGAUACUCUUGUUAACAUUCCAUAAAAAAUAUAUUAAUAUAAGAUUCUUAAUUCUGAAUGUAGCAAUGUUUUCUAUAACAACUCAAAUUAUGACAGAGCAAAAAUAAUAACCGUAAAUCUUUUUUUUUGGCCCGUUUUUUGUACAUGCAUGAGGUCUUAAGGCUAAAGAUCAAUGGAUGGCAAUAAUAUCUGUAUGGGAUGCCAGGCUUUUAAAGGGUACCAUGCAUGCAAUGGAUACUAUUUAAUGUAGCCAAUAACCUACCAGUUUGGGAGAUGGGAGGAAAGCCACACAAGAGACACACAAACAUCUGAACUCCACACAGAACAAUACCCGAGCUUGUGAUUGAAGUCAUAUAUAGUGUUUUAAUACAGCUAAGAUCAUGUAGUUAUCAACUCCGCUACAUUUUGGAUUAUGUAUCACUGUAGGAUUAGAUAUUUAGAAUUCUAAAUCAAAUCAGCCUUCAAAUAAAGGAGAAGUAGUGAAAAAGGCAAUGUUAUUGCUAUUGAACUGAGAGCAAAGUUGCAUAUGUGACAACAGUGAAGGUGGAAACAGUUAAGAGGAACGCAGCACACUUACACAAUCCCUUGCGUAGCAGUGGCAUUUUAUUACCUUUUGCUGGUCUCAUAGCUCAUCCACCCAAAUUGCUAAGUGUGUGUACACUUUGGUAAGCUGUGUUUAGAGUGUGCAGUGUGUCACAGUCAUUAUUCUAUAACUUACCUGGAAAAAGUGAUGUCAGACUUGCUGGUCUUUACUGGAGUCAUGAUAUUAUAGCAUGCACUGUCAUGCAUCUCACAAACACACACAUUUAGGAAUAAAGGUUGAAUCACCUGAUUUCUCACAUUCAGUGUUGAAUCAAGUCUACCAAGAGAUAACAAGAUUUAAUUGCACGUUUGAGUGUAUUACUGCUCUUGAAUAAACUCACCAGGUGUCUCUAUUUACUCUGAAUUAUAUGCUCUAGAAAUGUGAUUAAAUGCAUUUAUAAUGUGCUGAUUGUAAUUGUAUAAAACACACCCCAUCAUUUCAUCCUGGCACAAUCCAUUCAGAUAGUUUAUGGAUUGGCCUGGAGACUUUAAUAUUGGACUUUGUUUUCCUUUCUUGAUCCCCUUUGUGCUAUGUGUGCAUGAAUGAUAAUACAUUCAUGUGUCCGGAUGAAUCACUGUAACUGUGCGCACAUAUAUAUAUAUAUAUAUAUAAAAACACAGACACACACACAGACACACUGUGUAUGUAUAUAUGUGUGUGUGUAUAUAUAUAGACCAAAUGUGAGUAAGCUGUAAUUUUCAUAUUAUAGUACAUUGUGAAAUGUCAAUAAACUCUUACAAAAUAUGCAAAUGAAAUCUAUUCCUCUACAGACUUCACAUUACAUAAGAGACCUUACACACAAAAUAUCUGCCCUUUCCACAUUAUGAUGUCUUCAUUUCUUCAGACACAUUUUCCAUCUCAGUGUGUUGUCCAGAAUCUCAAUAAACUAAAGCAACAACUUGCAUAUUAAUCUGUAUAAUUAACAGGAUCUUCAGUGGCAUCCAAGAUUUAUUUUGCAACA
Tachysurus fulvidraco (yellow catfish) is the source of this 6235-nucleotide messenger RNA. RefSeq names its product lysophosphatidic acid receptor 2. Lineage: Eukaryota; Metazoa; Chordata; Actinopteri; Siluriformes; Bagridae. The record is from RefSeq and is a predicted model, not a curated record. Gene Ontology annotation, biological process: G protein-coupled receptor signaling pathway. The coding region runs from base 2578 to 3573 and encodes 331 amino acids. Gene Ontology annotation, cellular component: membrane. Gene Ontology annotation, molecular function: trace-amine receptor activity. The transcript has a single exon.